UAAAGUGACAGCCGAAAAACAUUUUCGAUCUGGCUUCAACAAAGUAGCAAGCAAAAUUUAGGGGGAAAAAAUAAUCAAAAUUCGAAAUUAUGGUUAAGGUUGUGGAGGAUAUUUUCGGGAUCGCGACGAAUCCUUUUACAAAACAAGCACAUGUUGUGCGUCGUUACACGAUCACCAACACGAAUCGCCUGUCGGUGUCCAUCAUCCAGCUGGGAGCCACGAUCCAGAGGAUUCACGCCCCCGAUGCCUAUCACCAGUUGUCGGACGUGGUCCUCGGAUUCGAUGAUAUAGCCGGUUAUGUUAAGUACAGGAGCUACAAGUUCGGAUGCACUUUGGGCAGGGUGACGGAUGUGGUGGGCAACGGGGAGUUCAUCAUGGACGAACGGCGGGUGAUUGUGUCCAAGAAUCUGGGCCAGAGGCACCAGAUCAACGGUGGCUUCAUUGGUUUCGAUCAGGUCAUCUGGGAUCUGUAUAUGAAGCGACCGGAUGGCGUGACAUUGCGUCACGUUUCGAAGGAUGGACACGAGGGAUAUCCCGGCACCUUGACCGUACUGAUUCACUUCACCAUCGACGAGGACAAUCGGUUCUUUAUCCGAAUCGAAGCGAAUACCAAUCAGACCACCCCCGUGAAUAUAUCCAAUAAUAUCUUCUUUAAUUUGGCUGGCCAAUCCACUGGAAUCACGGGUAUUUUCGAUCAUCGCAUCAACAUCGAAGCGCCGGAAACAAUGGAUACUUCUGGCAGCGAUGGACUGCCAACGGGUCGAUUCAAAAGCGUUAAUGAUUCCGUCUACGAUAUCCGAUUGCCCGUCUUCAUGGGCGAUCGAGUGCGUCAGUUUGCGAGGAGUCCAGUGAAGGGAUACGACAUUUGCUAUGCCCUCGACAAGGAAUUCGAUUCGAAUAUAACUCGAUAUGUGGGCAGGUUUCUGCAUCCCGAAUCGGGCAGAUUCAUGGAGAUCUCUAGCAAUCAGCCGUGUGUUAAGUUCGCCACUGCCAACGAUUUUCCCCAGGAACCUCUUGGCGAGGAACCGAUUUUGGGGAAGAAGUGCACUCGAUAUUGGCAGCAUUGUGGCUUUAGUUUGCAGCUACUGAACUAUCCGGAUGCCGUCAAUCAACCGGACUUUCCGCGGAUCUUCAUUAACCCGGGAGAGCACUACUUUCACGAGACCAUCUAUCAUUUUGGUGUUCAGGAAUCGUGGAAAUGUUGCGCCGAUCCCGAGGAACUCGAGGCUUUGGGUGAAGAACCACUCAAGAAACCGUUUUAAGAAAGGAUCUUUUUGUCGUUUUUGGUAUCGAUUUGAAUAAAACAAAACAUUUGUUAAGUAAAGCAACAAGUAAUUCAAAGUAUGUAGAUGAUAACUUAACCACCGCACACAACUGUAAACCAUUCAUUUUUAUUCCUGUAAAAUAUAUUUCAAGAGAACAAGGUU
Drosophila ficusphila is the source of this 1427-nucleotide messenger RNA. Its product is annotated as galactose mutarotase. The record is from RefSeq and is a predicted model, not a curated record. Bases 90 to 1262 code for a protein of 390 amino acids. Lineage: Eukaryota; Metazoa; Arthropoda; Insecta; Diptera; Drosophilidae. The transcript has a single exon. Gene Ontology annotation, biological process: glucose metabolic process; beta-D-galactose catabolic process via UDP-galactose, Leloir pathway. Gene Ontology annotation, molecular function: carbohydrate binding; aldose 1-epimerase activity.